GUUUUCCGCGACGCUCGUUGCCUUGAUUUCAUCGUCUUCCGAGGAAGCGGCCGCCAUUCCCCUUUCCACUUCACUCAUUUACUCUCUCUCUCUCUCUUCCUCUGUUCUCCGCCAUGAGUGCGAGAGACUUGGUUCUACUCUCGGUCUCCGUUACCAUCGGAGCCGUGGCCUCCUUCGUUGCCUGCAGGUUCGUCUCCUCCCGCUGCAACGAUGACGAUGAGAAGCUGACGGCGGUCUAUCCUCCCCUUCCCGACGUCAAUCGAUCGUCUGACGGCGUCUUGCCUCGGAAUCCCUUCGAUACUUCCAAGCGCGAAGGGUACAUUAGCUGGGAUGAUUAUUUCAUGGCGAUUGCUUUUCUAUCUGCUCAACGUUCCAAAGAUCCCAACAGGCAGGUCGGAGCAUGCCUGGUUAGUCAAGAUGAUAUAAUCCUUGGAAUUGGCUACAAUGGAUUUCCAAGACGAUGUUCUGAUGACAAGCUUCCUUGGGCAAAGAAAUCUAAAACCGGUGAUCCACUGGAGACGAAGUACCUUUAUGUUGUUCAUGCUGAAGUAAAUGCUAUUUUAAAUACAAACCAUGCAUCUGCUGAGGGACAGAAAUUGUAUGUUACAAUGUUCCCUUGCAAUGAAUGCGCGAAAAUUAUUAUACAGUCUGGGGUUUCUGAAGUCAUCUAUUAUACUGACAAAAGAGUCGGCAAUUCCGAUGCAGCAUAUAUUGCCUCGAACAAGUUGCUAGCUUUGGCUGGUGUUAAGUUGAGGAAGCACCAACCACAAAUGACACAGAUUUUAGUUGAGUUUCAGGAACCUUAGAUGAGAUGAACUAUAAAAUGCUUCAACUCGCCCUUUAGUUUCAUUCUACAAACUCAGGUGGGCGUGUAUCUUUGCAUUUCACAUUGGAUACUGUGUGUUCCUUAACUUGUAUUAUUAAUCUACAGAAUAUAGAGUGAUUGUAGCUACCUAUUAUGUAACCUUAAUACUAAAUUUCUAAAUUUGAUAUUCUUGGUUCCCGUA
Messenger RNA from Zingiber officinale, 1007 nucleotides. Its product is annotated as deoxycytidylate deaminase. Gene Ontology annotation, molecular function: zinc ion binding; hydrolase activity. The coding region runs from base 114 to 806 and encodes 230 amino acids. The transcript is spliced from 9 exons. The record is from RefSeq and is a predicted model, not a curated record. NCBI's taxonomy places the organism in Eukaryota, Viridiplantae, Streptophyta, Magnoliopsida, Zingiberales, Zingiberaceae.